Messenger RNA from Didymodactylos carnosus, 408 nucleotides. Lineage: Eukaryota; Metazoa; Rotifera; Eurotatoria; Philodinida; Philodinidae. The record is from the annotation of a GenBank genome assembly.
AUGAUUCUAAUGACGAUAAUAUUAUUAUCAAAAAAAUUUGCUAUCAUUCGUUUACCAUGUAAACAUAUAUUGACAUGUCGUUUAAAAAUAACAUUGAGAAAUAUGAAUUGUAAACAUGAUUCGGAUGAACAAUAUUAUUUGAGGAGCAGUGUUAAUUAUUACAAAACAGAAAAAUUGAUAAAUUUACUAAAAACUGAUCCUAUUGAUGAACAGCAAAUACUCGGAUUUGUCAACGAUGCUAAUCAUAUUAAUACGAUUAGUAAAAAUUUAUCCAAUCUCCUCGUUCAACUGGUUACCGACUAUACAGCUUUUAAACAAACACAAACACAGAAUGCAGGUAUAACAAGAGAAGAAGUGAAGUCGGAUAAUACUCGCGAUGCAGACACUGUAUGUAUCGAUCCUCGUUAA